Molecule: messenger RNA, 1659 nt
Organism: Prosopis cineraria
Lineage: Eukaryota; Viridiplantae; Streptophyta; Magnoliopsida; Fabales; Fabaceae
Exons: 10
Coding region: 451-1359 (302 amino acids)
Biological process (GO): U5 snRNA 3'-end processing; nuclear polyadenylation-dependent mRNA catabolic process; TRAMP-dependent tRNA surveillance pathway
Cellular component (GO): cytoplasmic exosome (RNase complex); nuclear exosome (RNase complex)
Source: RefSeq, a predicted model, not a curated record
CCUCUUUCCCCUGGUGCGUUUUCGGGCUGGACUCAUAACGUCUGCAUUUUCAUUUCGCGCGUGUUGCUCAGGGGACCCCUCUACCCUGGCAGCGGCUUGUCGUCGUCUUCUUCUCCGGCGUGUCCUUCGCUAUUCUCUUCUUCGUCGACUCAAGGGUAUCAUCUAAUUCGAAGUAAUGUUCGCAUUUUCUGACUCAUCCUGAAACAUCAGAAUGAGAGAACUUUAGAAAGUCCAUAUUUGUGAAUUGGGUAGGCCUCCAAUAGUCUUCACGAUGACGAUGGUCUUCUUCAUGUGUGCAAUGAUGACCAUUUCUACCUUGCCUAUGACGUCGAUCUCCGUUGAUUGAUUCUUCCUCUCGGUCACGCAUCAAUAGUUGAAUUUGGUUUGACAGACCUAUAACUUGAUCACUAAGCAUGUUGACGGCGUCUAACUUGUAAUACCACAAAGAACAUGGUUUUGCCAAAUGCAUCUGAGGACUUGUCAACAGAAAUGGAAGUUGAUGCAUAUAGACGCCUCUUUCCAUUGCAGUAUUAUGAGCGUCAUCUUGUUGAAUCUAUUAGGCCUGAUGGCAGACCACUCGGAAGGGCCAGAGAUACAACUAUAGCUCUUGGGGCUGUUGCAUCUGCUAAUGGAUCAGCCCUUGUUAAGAUCGGAUCAACUACUAUGUUGGCUGCUAUUAAAAUGGAAGUUAUGACUCCCACCAUGGAGUCCCCAGAUGAGGGCUGUAUAGCCAUUGAUUUCCACAUGCCCCCAAUUUGUUCUCCUAUUGUGAGGCCAGGCAGGCCAGCUGAGGUAGCACCAGUUGUGUCAAAGCAGUUGUCUGACACUAUUUCAAGCUCUGGCAUGGUUGAUGUGAAAGAAUUGUCCUUAGUCAGUGGAAAAGCUGCAUGGAUGGCAUACUUGGAUGUUUACUGUUUGGAUGCUGAUGGUGCUAUUUAUGAUGCUGCUUUACUUUCAGCAACUGCUGCCUUAUCUCAUUUGCAAAUUCCUGCCGUUUCUAUGAAUGAUGAUGGCAAAAUAGUGCUGAUGUCUGAGGAAGAUGGAGAGAAGUUGGCACGAGAGGCAGUGAAUAAGGAAAAGAGGAAGCUUACAUUAAGAAGCAUUCCAUUCUCAUUAACAUGCAUACUUUACAAGAACUACAUCUUGGCUGACCCUACUGCAGAAGAAGAAUCCAUCAUGGAAACUCAGGUGACCAUAGUUUUGGAUUCAUCCAGUCAACUGAUAUCUCUAUACAAGCCUGGUGGAUCAGUUCUUGCUUAUACGCCAGCUAUUCAGGAUUGUGUGGCACUGACCAGGCAACGAGUAAAGGAGCUGCAGAGCAUCUUAGAUGAAGCAAAUUCUGCUAUGGAGGUUGAGUAGAUUGGUUUGGGCAUUUGUUUCUGUUUUUAGUUCUUUGUACAUUGUAGAUCGUUUUAACGGCAGCUUUCUUGAUUCUCUGAUUUCAACUUCUAUAACAAACCAGUUUUUUUACCCCCUGAAGAACAGGUUUUUCAAAGUUUUGGCUGAUGUAGUCUUGUUUUGUAUGAUUUUAAUUAUAUGCUGCUUUAUACUUGUAAUAGUUUUAUGAAAUGUUACUUCUGCAAUAGGGAAAAUUACAAUUAAGGAUGUAUGAACAUCGGUAAUUAUUUAUGACCACAAACUGCUGAAAUUGAAUUUCAA